UGAAUUUUGGUAAAGUUUAGGUGAAAGUGAAACACGAAAAUAUAAUAACCGAGUUAUAAAGACAGUGAACGCAGAUUUUGUGAAAUUGAAAUUGCAGAUUACCAUCACUGUGUCAAGUUCAAACUGAUGGUUGUUUCGUUUUCUAGGGUUCUUCUAUGAAAUUGCAAUCCACCGAACCUACGAGAAAAUGAAAGACGAUUCGAUGCACUCAAAACCUUGUCAUGAGAUGACAGAUAUGGAUGGAGAUUUUACCAUGGUUGUCUCAAAUGAUACUCAUGUCAGUGCUCUUGAUGUGAAGCCUCUCAAUAGUGAACCACCAUCAAAGCCCCCCUUAGAGCCCAUUGAAGGAAUGGAGUUUAAAUCAUUUGAAGAGGCAAAGAGUUACUACACAAGGUACGCUCAGAACAAAGGUUUUAGUUUCCGCAUGGGCCGUGUUACUAAGUCAAGAACAAACGGUAUGAUAAUUGGUCAAGAAAUUCUUUGUUCAAAGGAGGGGUUUCGAGCCAAAAAGUAUGUGAAACAAGGAAAUAGUAGUCUCAUUACACAUGAUGAAACCAGGGUGGGAUGCAAGGCACGGUUAUAUUUAAAGAAAAAUAAUGAUAUAUGGAUUGUUUCUAGAUUUGUAAGCGACCAUAAUCACCAGCUGUUUUCUCCUAGAAGUGCACAGUCUCUUCGCGUACAUAGAAAGAAAACUAAAGUGCAAAAGACACUUACUGAUGUGCUUGAUGAAUCUGGUUUAGGCAAAACAACAUCUAUCUUAUGCACUGAAAGUGGCGGUAUUGAUAAUUUUGGAUCUAGUCAACAAGAUGUUAUCAAUUACUUAAGUGUACAGAGACAAAAACAAUUUGAAAACAGAGAUGCUCAAUUGAUGUUAUCAUACUUUAAGAAUUGUCAGUUGAAGAAUACUGGGUUUUUCUAUGCGUUUCAAAUGGAUGCCGAAGGAAAAUUAACUAAUUGCUUUUGGGUUGAUUCAAGGUCUAGAGUUGCUUACAAAUAUUUUGGUGAUGUGGUUACUUUUGAUCCAACGUACUUGAAAAAUAAAUACAAAACUCCUUUUGUUCCAAUUACUGGAGUUAAUCAUCAUCAACAAUCAAUUCUUUUUGGUUGUGCUCUCUUGUGGGAUGAAGCUGUAGAGAGUUUUGAUUGGUUGCUAAGUACUUGGUUAGAAGCAAUGAGUGGGGUUUGCCCUAAAACUGUUAUCACAGACCAACACACUGCUAUCACCAAUGCAGUUGCAAGGGUGUUUCCAAAGGUUAAUCACCAUUAUUGCAUGUGGCAUAUUGAGGAAAAAGUUCCAGAGCACAUGGAUCAUAUCUAUCAUGGACACAGUGAAUUUAAAAAUCAUUUUUACAAGUGCAUUCACCAAUCUAUUACAAUUGAAGAAUUUGACUCUGAAUGGGAAGCAAUGGUUGAUAAAUAUGGGUUGCAAGAUAAUCAGUGGCUAGAAAAGAUAUACUCAAUUCGAUCCAAAUGGAUUCCUGCAUAUGUACAUCAUAAUUUCUGUGCUGGAAUGUCCACCACUCAAAGGAGUGAAAGUAUGAAUAAAUUUUUUAAGGAUUUUUUGAAUUCAAGUACUCCAUUGAGCAAGUUUCUGACACAAUAUGAGAAAGCUCUUGAUGCACGUUACAACGAGGAAAGGGAGAAAACUGUCAAGACAAUGAAUUCAAAACCACUUUUGCGAACUUUAUAUCCCAUGGAAGAAGAAGCUUCAAAAAUUUAUACAGGAAAAUUGUUUGAGAUAUUUCAAGAUGAGUUGGUUGGCUCUCAAAUGUUUACCACCGAGAAAGUUGAAUUUUCUGAUGAAGUGGCAACAUACAAAGUUCAUGAAAUUUACAAAGAGAAGCCAAACUAUCAUGUGGCUUUUCAUGUAACUUCGAAAGAAGCAACUUGUACUUGUCACAAGUUUGAAUCUUUUGGUAUUCUUUGUAGGCAUAUCUUAACUGUGUUCCUAAAGAAAAAGGUACAUUAUCUCCCUUCACAGUAUGUUCUACAACGAUGGACCCGAAAUGCCAAGAAAGAAAAAUUUGAAGGAUUGACAAUUGAAGAAUUCCAAGAAGGAGGAAACGAAGCUUCUAGCACUUCAUUGUUUAAUAGUGUUAUGGUUCGUUCUCUUGAAUUUUCUGAAAGAGCUUCACGAUCAAAAAAACAUCAUGAUAUUGCAAUUCAAUGUUUGCAAAAUGCAAUUGCAAAACUUGAUCUAAUAGAGCUUGAAGAAUCAAAUGAGGAGUUUGUUAAUUCGACAUCUUAAGCUGUUCCUUAAGCCUCCCACAAAGUUAGAACUUUCUGUGACCCUGGCAACUAACGGGGGUCCAAGGUCUUUGCGCGUGAAAGGCAAUUUGGAAUAGCUUAAAACAGGUUUAUUUGCUUGUAAUUAUUGUAAGAAAAAGGUUCAUAACAAACGUAAAUGUCCAAGUUUAAAUCAAGGAAAUUAUGGAAGCAUAACAAUGGUUUGAAUUCCGGGUUAGAUCAUACCAAUGGGACGUCCCAAUAUCUCAAGUUAUGAAUAUUUUGUUAAUAUGAAUGUUUUCUUGCUGUCAUAUCUUGUUCUCUGUCAUACUAAUUGUUACUGUGGAAGAUCCUUUUGACAUUGAAAUUGCUGAGGACAAGCAUUUGGUAGUAAAACGAAUCUUUGGUCACAGUCCUCUUUUGGUGCAUUUGAAUGGGACCAUUGUUUGGAGAUAUCUUUCUAGCUGGAAAUAGGUUGGGUGCAGGUGGUAACAGCAUAUAUCUUGUUAUACUAUAAUGAGGGCUUAGUUUAUUUUCAUAUAAUCAAAUUAUCAAUAUCAUGGCAACUUUAAUUUACUUUUUAUAUUCAAUAGAUGUGGUGGUUUGGACAUCAUUCUGGGUGUUGACAUAUGUUCUUUCCUGUUAUCUUUGUACACUCUCCCACUCUUGUGGGACUUCUUGUGCCUUAUAUUUUCUUGGUGUUAACAUGCUUGCAGCAUGCUACCAUAUGUGUUUACACCAUUAUUUACUUUAUGCCACACAUUCUUACAUUUGUUGA
This is a messenger RNA of Medicago truncatula (barrel medic), 3004 nucleotides long. RefSeq names its product protein FAR1-RELATED SEQUENCE 5. Gene Ontology annotation, biological process: regulation of DNA-templated transcription. Gene Ontology annotation, molecular function: zinc ion binding. The coding region runs from base 188 to 2248 and encodes 686 amino acids. Lineage: Eukaryota; Viridiplantae; Streptophyta; Magnoliopsida; Fabales; Fabaceae. The record is from RefSeq and is a predicted model, not a curated record. The transcript is spliced from 3 exons.